AUGGCUGGCCAGCCAGCCCCAUUCAACUUUGAAUCCCCACUGAUGUAUGAAGCUACAGAGCACCAAAGUAGUGGCACAUGCAGUUCAGGCAGCAGUCUGGGGAGCUCUGUCACAGCAUGUAAGAAGGUCCUCUGCAGCAACAGCCUACUAGAGUCAACUGACUACUGGCUUCAGAAUCAGAGGACACCAUGUCGAAUUGGCAUUGUGGAAGACAAGUUAGAAAAGAACUAUGCUUCAGUCUGCUUUGUGAAUCUGGAUGCAUGCAAAGGAGAUUGCGAUGAGGAACACAUGAAACAGAGAUUGAUCAGCAUCUCGCCAAAUCUUCCAAAACUUAUCAGCUCUAUGAAUGUACAGACACCAAAAGAGAAUGAAAUUAUCCUGCUGAGUGGAUUAACUUCAGGGAACCUUCAGGCUGAUUUUGAAGUACCCCAGUGUUCUUGGCUGGCAGAUGUCUGUCUGGUUCAGUGUGCAAGAGGAAACAGAAAGAACAACGCAAGCUGCAUCAUUUUUGAAAUAAACAAGUUCCUGAUUGGGCUGGAGCUUUUUCAGGAGAGGCAGCUGAAUGUGGAGGCUAGCAUCUUAAAGCCUGAGGAUGAUACCAACUGCUCAGUGUCCUCAAUAGAAGAAGAUUUUCUUACAGCGUCAGAACACUUUGAUGAGGAGAAUGAGGCUGAUGAGUAUAAAAAUGGUAACGAAAAGCUAAAUGUCACAGAACCUUCAGCAGAGUUCAAAAAGUCUCAAGGGAAAGGACUUGAAAUCCUACACUGCAAACAGGCCAGAUUGCCAUUUACUCUAGAAGCAAGUCACGUUAACAAAGGCAGCAUAGCUCCAGCUAGGACUUCAAGUUCAUCUGAGGAAGACUUUAAGGCUGUGGGUGAAGAUCGUGUUUUACAAACUGUUAUUAAGGCUGCUAAGCAGCCACACAGGAAGGCUACCGUAGCUGGGAAAUCUAAGCCACCCUCGAAUGCAGAUGACCUGGAAGACUCCUCUAGAGGUGAUACAGACAAUUCUGAUGUAUCAGAAGAUGCUAUAAUGGCAAAGGAGGAAUUGAUUUCUUUGGACGAUGCAACAGCAGAACAAAACAGUCAUUUAGACACAUCAGGGUGUGGAGAUGAAAUAAAACUUCAUCCUCCUAUGGAAAAUGAACAAGCAACUGCAGGUCAAUUUGCUACAAAUUUGGCAGAGUCUGUACUGCAGGAUGCCUUUAUCAGAUUGUCCCAGUCUGCUUUUACCGAGGAGGCUGCCAUCAGCAUCUCUGUUGGUAACUCUUUAACUUCAGCCACAUGUGCAACAGAAGAUGACAUGGCUUCCCGGCCAUGGAAUGAACUUCCCAAAAUUGUCAUAGUUCAGAGUCCAGAUGGCUCUGAAAACAUAUCUGAAUGGCUUGGGUCUAGCUCUAAUCUAUGUCCUUGCUCUGAAAUGGAACCGCCUACAGAAGUUGCAGAUUGUGUCCAAGAUAACACAUCCAGUGGUAGUGCUCAAAGUACUUUGGAAGUAGCUUUGGCCUGUGCAGCUACAGUCAUUGGUACUAUUUCAAGCCCACAUGCUGCGGAGAAACUUCAAAGAGAACAGGAACCAAUGAACUCUGAAAAUGAUAUGGUUGAUAGUGAAGGGUUAGAGCCAAAUCUUACCCAAAGCCUCAAUGACUGUUCAUCUGAGGACUAUUCUUUUCCAUCUGCCCUGUGUGGAAUGACUCAGGUAGCAAGUGCUGUUGCUGUCUGUGGUCUUGGUGAAAAAAAAGAUGACACAUAUCCUGUAACUUCAAGUGGACUCUUAUCGGCUGCUGAGGCAUCAGCAGCCAUUACUCUCCACUGUAGUAUAGCCAUAGGGAGUAGCAUGGAGAAUCUGAACAGUAGCAUUGCGCAAGCAUUGUUCAAAGAGGCAUCCUUAGUGCUAACAAAUCCAGAAGCAUACAGAAAUAUAGGCGAGUUCAUGGAAUCCAUAAAUGGGAAAAUAGUUCAAGCUGUGAGAAAGCCACCAACUCCACACUUAGAUGAAGUCAUUAUUGAUGAACUUGCCCAAAACGUGUCUAAUAUAAUUCUGAGGCACUCCGUGGAGGAGGUCAGGAAGAAGCAACUUAACACCAGUUCAGACAGAAACAUCAGUAUGAACAGCCAGGAUCUUUUUAUUGCAGCUACAAAUAAUCUGCUUUUUAAUGUGCUGUAUUUCACUUGUAGGAAAAUGAGUGAUAUUGCACAGCUUAGAGAAGGUACAAAUAAUUUUGCUGAAGAAAAUUUUAGCUGGCAAGUAACAGACAGCCAUCCAAAAGAAGCAAUGAACCAGGUAUUACAGCCAUCCCCAAUCUACUCCAAUAGUGAGCCUCCCCCUGGUACUAAUUCUGACAAGGAACUUGUGUCUUUAGCAAAUUCAGUGAAAGACAUCAAAGAAGAAGUUGUUGUAGUUGCUCAGAAAUCUGCCAUGCUUCAUACAGAUCUGUCCCCUAAAACCAGUGGUCAUAGUUCACCUACUGGAAGGACAUCUCCCAAGAAAAGAUAUUUGAAAAGGACUACAAGAGAUUGUUCCAAAUCUGCAAAUCCCAGCAAUAACCAAACAAAGAAAGAACUUACUGACAGGGAAAAUACCACAACUAGAAAUGACUGCAAACAUGGCAUUCAGGAACUGCAAUCUUCUAGUGCUCUAGUAAGUACCGAAGGUCAGGAAAAACACACCUGUGAUGAAGCAUGGCACAGUGAAACUCAACUCAGUGUGUCCUUAUUGGGUAAUCAAGCUUUGUUGCCUUCCCAACCUCUGCUACACUUGAAGCACCCAACAGACAAAUACUGCAUAACAGAUUUUGCAGAGGAAUUGGCAGAAACAGUGGUCUCCAUGGCAACAGAAAUAGCUGCCAUUUGCCUUGACAAUUCAAAUGGCAAGCAACCCUGGUUCUGCGCAUGGAAGAAAGGAAGUGAAUAUUUGAUGCCUCAGGCUUUGUCAUGCCGUACUAUCAAAAGGAAGAAGGAAACCACACAGUCAAAUGGAUCAGUUGUGAGAAAACACAGGCCACCUAGGCUUAGUGAAAUCAAGAGAAAAACAGAUGAGCAUCCUGAGCUAAAAGAGAGGCUUAUGAAUAGGGUCGUGGAUGAAUCCAUUAAUCUUGAUGACACUCCAGAUUCUAGUUUUGCCAAUGAAGUGGCUGCUAAAAUUAUGAACUUAGCAGAAAUCUCUGUGGCUGAUAAUGUGUGGCAGAGCCCAAACCAUCCUCGAAAUAGACUGCACUGUGACCGGUGGAAUAAAGUCAAUGCAUCUAGUUGUGAAAGCAUUCCUGAAGAGGAUUUAGAUUCCAGGGGGGGUGCCAAUACUUUGGGUCUCAUGAACACCUUAGGGCAACCAAUAAGCAGAACAAGCUCCAUCUCUAAGCAGUCUAGCUGUGAAAGUAUUACAGAUGAGUUUUCCAGAUUUAUGGUCAACCAGAUGGAAAAUGAAGGCCGAGAGUUUGAUUUGUUACUUGACUACUAUGCUGGGAAAAAUGCAAAUAACAUCUUAACUUCCGCACUGCAACAAGUAUCCAAGAAAAAUGGCCACCUCAAUGUGCGGCCGAGUUGCCCAUCCAAACAGUCAAGCACAGAAAGCAUAACAGAAGAGUUUUAUAGAUACAUGCUUAAAGAAAUAGAAAAAGAAAAUAAGGAGAAUGUGCUCUCUGCAAGGAAUUCAAAGGACUGGAGUAGCAGUUUAUUACCUCCUUCCCAGCGAUCACCUUUUUGCUUUAGGCAGUCCUCAAUGCCUGACAGCAGAUCCUCAGCUUCAAGGCUAACCGUAAAUGUGCCCAUCAAGGCAAAAUCAUUAGAUGGUUUUUCUCGCAAUGGUCAUCAGGAUUCUUUAAGCGUACAGCCCGUCAGCACCGUGUCCUCUUCUGGGCUUUGCAAAUCAGACUCUUACUUGUACCAAAGAUGCAGGUCUGAUCAGGUAACUGACAUGCUGAUUCACGAGACUUGGGCAAACUCCAUCAAAGCUCUAAUGUGCAAGAACAAAAUAAUUGUAGAUGACAGAGACAUUACAGAACCUGAACAGCCUCCCCAUGACUCUCCACUGCAUGUUCAACAAUACGCAAAUAGAUUAGCUGCAAAUAUUGUUGAAAGUGGGAAAACUUUAAUUGCCAUCCAUCAAGAUUCUACAAAUAGAGAUAAUUCAGAAGAAAGUCUCAUCCCAAAAGGGAUGCAAAGCUCUAAACCAACAGGAGAUAGAAUAGACUUAGAUGUAAAAAGACAAUAUUCUGCAUCCUCUGGAGUGUUUCCCACAAAGCAUAAAAUCUCCUCUGCAUGCCUAAGGGAAGUGCCUUUAAUUCAGAUAGAAACUGAUCAAAGAGAAGACCUUGAUAAAGGCCCAGAACCCUUAAUUCAAGUUAACAUCUCCUCUGGAAAAACAAAGGAGCCAUUCAACAAAGGAAAACUUUCAGAAUCAGAUUUGGGAGGACACAUGGUAUCCUUUUCAAACAGCAGCCACUCAAGUAUGAGAAGCUGCCCAGAGCCUGAAGUCUCAGUGGAGGCCAAAGCCACGGAGGAGUUUCCAGUGCCUCUCAGCAGCAGUGAUGAAAGCACAGGCAGCAGCAGCUGGUGUCAUCUAGCAAAUGAUGAGGACAAUCCAGAAGAUACAAGCAGCUAUUUGCAACUCAGUGAGAGAUCAAUGAGCAAUGGCAACAGCAGCACCACUAGCAGUCUUGGCAUUAUGGACCUGGAGAUUUAUCAGGAAAACAUGCCAUCUUCUCGUACUGUUAAUGAAUUAGUAGAAGAAAACACAUUCCGUAACGAACAUCCAGAAAAGGGAGAGGAAUGCACUUUAGGUUUAUCUGUGGAAACAUCCAAUAGGCAAAAGAAUCUCUUGGUGAUAAACUUUGAUCUCGAACCAGAGUGCCCUGAUGUAGAACUACGUGCCACCCUUCAGUGGAUAGCUGCCUCAGAGCUUGGAAUCCCCAUUAUCUAUUUUAAGAAAUCUCAGGAAAAUAGAAUUGAAAAGUUUUUAGAUGUUGUGCAGCUUGUCCAUCAGAAGUCCUGGAAAGUGGGCGACAUCUUUCAUGCUGUGGUGCAGUUCUGCAAGCUCCAUGAAGACAGUGGAGAGCUGACUCCAAGCCUCUUUGACUGGCUUCUUGAGUUGGGAUAAAAAACCUCAUCACACUCCUUGUUUUCAUUUGUGAUCCAUCUUAAGUGGCAGUGGUUUGUGAGUGGCCCCUUUUCAAAACAUCAGCACACAUACUGAGCAAGAAGUACACAGACUGGCGAUGCACUCUGAGUCAGUUUCAAAGCUGUGCACCGCAAAAGGAAAAGACCAGUCUAUCAGGCUGGGGGGGUUGGCACCUUGCGUUUUAGAAUGUACUACUGUAGAAGAUGGGGGUAUGCAUUUUAAAUGAGUGACCUGUUGUGGUGGUUGGAUGGAAAAGACACCCGUUUCCUGUCACUGAAGUAUCUGCUGGUUAUGUAUACUGACUGAUCCUCAAAUUACAGUAAGCAAGACAAACAUAAAAUCCCUAAUAUUUGUAGCCUGAGUACUCAAAGUGAUUUUCAGAAUGCUAACCAAAUGUGUAUGUAGGAGGCUACAUCUCUCAACGAAUUCUAUGUAAUUAUGUUUUCAAAUUACUCCAGAAGAGCAGAAAAAGUAUUUUGAGCCCUUGUCUGUAGCCACUCAGCAGGAAUUUCUGUUCCAUAGGCAGGAAUAAAAUAUUCAAACUGACUGAUGAGUCUGUAAAACUCACCUGAUAUUUUUUCCAGCAGUAUUCUGAGAUUCUGUACUCGUGAAUGGAACACUAGACUGCCUAUUAGCCAAACUGAGAUCCACAUACAUUCCCACUUGCUGUUACACUGUGGGCAAGUAUUUGUACCCUCAUACCUCACCUUUCAUUUAUAAUGGUGAUUUGAGUCCUUUGUAAAGUUCUUUACAAUCUUUGAAUAAGAAUGGUUUUUAAAAGGAGUCAACAUUUCUACUUAAAUUUUACAGCCAGAUCCAAUGCAUGUUUACUCAGAAGCAAGUCCACAGAGUUCAAUGGGACUUACUCCAAAGUCUUGUGCAUAGGAUUGCAGCCGCAGCAAAUUAAUUUAAUUUAGGUCAACAUGAAAAAUAAUACACUGUACCUUCACAGAAAGGGCAUUAGUUUCUGAGUUUUUUUAUAUUCUGAAGCAUAGUUUAUUUAUAGAGAAAACUUGUUGUUUGGCAUUUAAAUGUUUGGGGUACGUAUGCAUUUCUUACGUAUUUAUCAACUUGCAAUGUAGAACUUCAGAUAAAUUUGCUGUUUUCAUACAUAUUUAUACAUUUUUGGUACCAGCUGAAGAGUCUGGUUUUAAUUUAAAGUCAAGAAAGGAAAUCCCAUUGCCAUAAAAAUCUUCAGCUAAUUACCCCACUAAAUAUCUUCAUUGAGAUUGUCUAUAUCCCCUGCUAAUGGAGUCUUCAGAAUGCAGUUACUUUAAGCUAUUGAGAUUAUACAUGCUCUCUAUUUGCUGCUUUAAGAAACAGAAACUUUAAUAUUUUGAUUGUAUAGCAGUUCUGCCUGUAUCUUGAGAAAACAGAAAAGCGUUUUUAUUUUAAUUACAAGAAUAUAUGAUUCUGUGAUAUGUCCAGAAAUACCUUUUUGCACCUAUUUUUGAAAUGAUUUUAAAUAAAUUAUAAGCAAGAGCCAUAAUUACUACUAUUAGUACUUCUAGUACAUCAACUUUCAUGCAUGUCUACCCUUUCUCAUAUAUACAGCAAGAAAGAUGGUUGCCAGAAGUUUUAUUUAAUCCUAAGUGUUCAAGCAACUUUGCUGAGAAUACAAUUACAACAGUGAAAGCUGGUUAACAGAAAGGCCAGCUGAAUGUAAGCACUGGUGGCUUCACCUGAACAAACUAGGUUUGUUUUUGAGAAGUGCUACUACUCAAAAAGCCCACCCAAACUUGUAUGCUCUCAGUACCUUUCUGCAAUCUACAAUACAUUUAUGGAGCAUUAAAAACAGAAAAUACUUGUUGGGAAAAGGAUAUUUAUUUUUAGGCCAAGGCCAGUUAGUUGUCCAUUUUCAGACUUUUUGCAGUGGUAGAAUAAAUGUUUACUUAUCCUACAAAGCACAAAUAACAUAGGUGAUGUGAAACAAUGUGAUAAAGUUCCUUUCUGUAUAUUUCUUCUUAG
Messenger RNA from Eublepharis macularius, 7083 nucleotides. It is a transcript of the gene SPHKAP, whose product is annotated as SPHK1 interactor, AKAP domain containing. Gene Ontology annotation, cellular component: cytoplasm. Gene Ontology annotation, molecular function: protein kinase A binding. The record is from RefSeq and is a predicted model, not a curated record. The coding region runs from base 1 to 5094 and encodes 1697 amino acids. Lineage: Eukaryota; Metazoa; Chordata; Lepidosauria; Squamata; Eublepharidae. The transcript has 12 exons.